Centropristis striata (black sea bass) is the source of this 1211-nucleotide messenger RNA. RefSeq lists its product as uncharacterized. NCBI's taxonomy places the organism in Eukaryota, Metazoa, Chordata, Actinopteri, Perciformes, Serranidae. Bases 150 to 641 code for a protein of 163 amino acids. The transcript has 4 exons. Gene Ontology annotation, molecular function: signaling receptor binding. The record is from RefSeq and is a predicted model, not a curated record. Gene Ontology annotation, biological process: regulation of lipid catabolic process; inflammatory response.
AAAGGUAAUCGUCCCAGCGGGCCUGUUGAUAGUCAGGUUGUUUAGUUAUAACAGGACUUGUUUUGGAUGUGAGUAUUGAUCCCACAGAGAGAGAGAGGAGGGAGUUCACCCUCUGAGCCGAGGUAUUCUCCUCACACACUCGGAGGAAGAUGGCUGCAGGGUUGCUGCUUCUCGUUUGUGCUGGAGCUGUUCUGUACUCUGCCGGGGCCCAGGACUCUUAUGAUGGGCUGCCUAAUUAUCAGAAAAAGGGAGUGGAUCUGGCGUUAGAGCAGCUCAACACCCAUGCAGGGGUACACCACCAUUUCCGCUUCUUAAGAAGUCUGGAGAAGUCAAGUAUUGAGUCUGGAUAUGUUGUGCGGUAUCUCUACCACCACUUUUACCUGAAACCCACCAGGUGCGCCAAAGGAACAACUGACUCAAACCCUCAGACAUGCCCCUUCAGGAAUGACAGACCCCUGAUGGACUGUGCAGCUUGCUACGAAACUACAGGAGACAAGAUAGAAUUGAAUCCCACGCCGUACGUUCACUGCAUCCAGAAACCAAGAUUAACUCAGGAAAUUAGGACAGCCAGGACGGAUCAUUGCAGAAAAAUGGCUUCCAAUGCUGGACCCUUCCUUCCACUGACUCCUUGCCGGGGCUGAUGAUAAAGGUGACCAAGCUGGGUUUUUUGGGGGGGCAAUCGUCAUUUUAUUUUUUGCAAACAAGAGUGACAGAGAGAGCUGCUGCGGUGCUCUUCAGCUGGUUAGCUGGCAGCCGGUGCACAGAAAAGACAUCAUACUCUGUGAAUUAAGGAUUUAUUUUGUCCAAACCAGCGUUGGUGGUUGAUUAGAACAGCUAAAAGACUAAGAAAGACUCAUUUGGUGAUUUUAUAUUGGGGCAUAGCGGUGCCUCAUCAGCGACAGGAUGGGUGUUUUACACAAAAACCCAGAUGCCGUCAUAUACCAUAUACCCCAAUGUAAUGUAUGUAAUUGAUGUGCCAAUUCUCAUGAUCAUUUCCUGCAGAUUUCUCUUCCAGGCUUUACUUAUAAUAUAAAAACACAAAUGUUGCAAAAAACCUUCCACAUUCAAAAUGUAUUUUUGUUAUGUUUUCCAUCAGUAAUGCUGGUGAUUUAACCUCACUUUAACCUCCUCUUUACAGUGAUAAAUGAGCUCCUUUUUUUCUCACAAAGUCACUGUGUUCCACAUGAUGAAAUAAAAAAAACAAAAACAAC